Sphenostylis stenocarpa is the source of this 432-nucleotide messenger RNA. NCBI's taxonomy places the organism in Eukaryota, Viridiplantae, Streptophyta, Magnoliopsida, Fabales, Fabaceae. The record is from the annotation of a GenBank genome assembly.
AUGGAGGCCGGGGUCAUGGGUAUGGGAGACAAGGAAGAAGAAAGAGAUCUAGAAGAUAGCGGGGAAGUUCUGAAGAAGGAUCUCAUUGUAAAUACAUCUGGGCAUUUGGUAUUUAGACAUAUUCCAAUGACAAGACAGCAAGACAUUAGAAAUGGGUCAAAGAAGGUGCAAUGUUCAGGGAUGGAUUUGCAGGAGCCUCAGCAAUUGAUAGAGUUCAGAGCAAACUUUCUGGGCUAUAUACUACAUACCAUGGGAACCAGAGGAGUAAUCGGGGACAAGUGGUCCAUGAGAGUUCUUUGGGCUUGUGCUAUUGGAAGUGCUGUCAGCCUGUAUAUGGUUGCUGUAGAAAGACAAGCACAGAACAGGCAGAGGAUACUGGCUGAAGAACUAAGGGCAAUGGAGUCAGGGGAAAGCAAUGACAACGACGGCUGA